UUUCAUUCAAAUCAAAAAUGGAGCAAUUCGUAUCAGGCCUCGAAGAACUUUUGACUAAGCUUGCAACAGCCCAAGACUCUGACACUAUCAGACAAGCUACCUCUACCUUAAAUACACAGUUCUAUGUUUCACCUGAUUGCAUUCCAGCUUUUGUUGAAAUCAUUAGUCGUUCACCUCACCAAACUGUUCGCCAACUUGCUGCUGUCGAAUUAAGAAAGCGUAUCUCCAAGCGCUGGCAAGAGAUUCCCGAGUCAGCACAAGCCGCUAUUCGUGCCCAGUUAUUACAAAUCGCAUUAAACGAGCAACAUGAAAUUGUUCGUCACUCAACAGCACGUGUUAUCUCAUCCAUUGCUCGUAUUGAUGUCCCCGAAAGUAAAUGGCCCGAGUUACUAGGCUUUUUGAACGGGGCCUGUGCUAGUGCAACAGCUAUUCAUCGUGAAGUAGGUACUUACUGCUUAUAUACUCUUUUCGAGGUCAUUGCAGACUUUUUCAUGGAUCAUACAGCUCCUCUGUAUGAUCUCUUCUCAAAAGCCAUUGUUGAUCCUGAAAGUAAGCGCGUUCGAGUUACCACUGUUUUAACUUUGGGUAAAUUGGCUGAAUUCAUUGAAACUGAGGACAAAGAAAAUAUUAAAUCCUUUAGAAUGAUGAUUCCCGGUAUGGUUAAUGUAUUGGAACAAUGUUUAAAGGAAGGUGAUGAGGAGAGUGCGGGAGAAAUUUUUGAAGUGUUUGACACCUUGUUGAUGUUGGAUGCUCCUCUUUUAUCUAACCAUUUGAUGGAGUUAAUCCGAUUCUUUUUGACAAUUGGCUCUAACCGUGAAUUAGACGAUUCCCUUCGUGUUAUGGCCCUUUCUUUCCUCAUGUGGGCUGCUGUAUAUAAACAAAACAAGAUCAGAAGUUUGAAAUUGGUUGGACCCAUUGUUGAAGGCUUAAUGCCUAUUGGUUCUGAAGAAGACCCCGAGGAUGUGGAUGAGGAUUCUCCUUCUCGUUUGGCUUUUAAAGUAUUGAACGCUCUUGCUACAAAUAUGCCUCCUCAACAAGUUUUCCCUAUUGUUAUGCCAAUUGUUGUUGCAUAUAUGCAAAACCCCGACCCUAAUUAUCGUAAGGCCGCCAUGAUGUCUUUUGCUGUGAUUAUCGAAGGCUGUGCAGAGUUCAUGAGCCCUAAAUUAAACGAGCUUUUACCGCUUGUCUGUUCUGGUCUCCAGGAUCCCGAAAUCAUUGUUCGUCGUGCAGCUUGUAUGGCUCUCGGCUGUCUUGCUGAGGAGAUGCCUGCAGAAAUUUCUGAGAGUCACUCCAUCUUGCUUCCUCUUGUAUUUAACUUGAUGAACGAUACUAAUCCCGAAGUCACCAAACAUGCUUGUAAUGCCUUAGAUGCAAUUUUGGAAAGUUUAGGUGAUGAAGUACUUCAGUACUUGCCCAUGUUAAUGGAAAAACUCUUAUUCCUUUUGGAUAAUGCUCCUCAAACCGAAACAAAGGCAACUGUUAUGGCUGCUAUCGGUAGUGCUGCUCAUGCUGCUGGUGAAGGCUUUGAACCUUACUUCAGCAGUGUUAUGCCUCGUAUCCGUCAUUUAAUGACCUUGACCGAGGGGUCCGACGAAGCUUUGCUUCGUGGUGUUGCCACCGACUCUGCUGGUGCUAUCGCCGAAGCGGUUGGUGCUGAGAAGUUCAGACCUUUCACUCAAGAUUUAAUGGCUCUUGCUAUUGAACAACUUGAAUUAGAUUCUCCUCGUCUUCGUGAAUGUUCUUAUGCUUUCUUUUCCAUUAUGGCUCGUGUCUUUGGUGAAGAGUUUGCUCCUUAUCUCCCCACUGUGAUGCCCUUUAUCAUUGCCUCAUGUAAAGCUGAAGAAAAGGAUGAAGCUAAUUUUGGCAGCGAGAUCGACCUCACAUUGGGUGAUGGUGAAGAGGAGGACGAUGACAGUGCUUUCAACUUUAAUUCUGCCAUCGCCGAUGAAAAGGAAUUUGCUGCUGAUGCUCUUGGAGAACUCUUUGAAAGCACUCAAGCACAUUUCUUACCUUAUGUCGAGGAAUCCGUUCAAGAGUUAACUGAGCUCUCGUUCCAUCUCUUUGAUGGUGUUCGUAAGGCUGUCGUCGGUAGUCUUUUCAGUUUCCUCAAGACUUUCUACAUCAUGUCAGGCACGGACGAAUGGAAGGCAGGUUUGCCUUUAACUUAUGCUGUUCACGAAAAUGUCCAAAAUAUGAUUACCAUUAUUAUCCCUACUGUUUUAGCUAUGUGGAAGGACGAGGAUGAUAAGAUGGUGGUUGUUCAAAUCUGCCAAGAGUUGGUCCAAACCCUUAAAUUGAUGGGCCCCAGUAUUGUCGCCGAUCAUAUUGAAGAAAUCUCCCGCAAUAUCCUCGAUAUUUUUGAAAAGAGAUCUAUCUGUCAACAAAGUUACGAUGAUGAUGAUUUCGUGGAUGAGGAAGAAGAAGCUGAAUCCGAAUCUCUUUUGGUCAGUGCUGCUGGUGACCUUGUUGCUACCAUCUGUGAGACUGUUGGAGAGUCAUAUUCUUCAUACUUUGAUGUAUUUAUGCCAUUGAUCGCUAAAUACUACAAGAAAUCAAAAACCCCUGCUGAGCGUUCCAUGGCUAUUGGCUGUCUCGGCGAAUGUAUUACUGGUAUUAAAAGUGCAGUUACCCCUCACACUGAACGUUUACUUCAAUUGUUCAUCAAGGCCUGUGGUGACGAAGAUCAAUCUGUUAGAAGCAAUGCUGCCUAUGCUUUAGGUAUUCUUGUUAGCAAUUCUCAAAUCGAUCUUACUACACAAUACCCUAUCAUCCUGACAGCUUUACAUCCUCUUUUCCAAAACCAACCUGUACCCAAUAUCACUGAUAAUGCUACUGGCGCUGUUGCUAGAUUAAUUAUGUCUCGUCCUGAUGCCGUGCCUCUUGAUCAAGUAUUACCUGUGUUCACAAGUGUACUUCCUCUGAAGGCCGAUUUUGCAGAAAACGAGCCUGUAUUUAACUGUUUAUUUUCACUUUUCCGUGCUAACAAUACUUAUAUUCAUAGUCAAAUCCCUAAUUUCCUUCCCAUUUUCCAUCACGUUUUGUCCAACGAGGACCAAUUAAAUGACGAUACUCGUGUUGAACUCGUCGAAUUAUUACGUGCAUUAAACGCCCAAUCUCCUACUUUGGGUAUCUCCGCUAGCGAAUUGGCUCGUUUCUUGUAAAAAAAAAUUAGACUUAUCUACCUUCCAUUAUUAUAUAUAUAUUAUUUAGACUUUUUCAUAUCAGCGUUUGCCAUCAGUUUUAGUCAGACUUAAUAAAAUUUGGGUCAUUUAACUUUUGCCAAAUAGAUAUGUAUACACCCUUUUUUUUGUUUUUUGUUUAAUAAAG
Mucor mucedo is the source of this 3327-nucleotide messenger RNA. RefSeq names its product armadillo-type protein. Gene Ontology annotation, cellular component: nucleus; cytoplasm. NCBI's taxonomy places the organism in Eukaryota, Fungi, Mucoromycota, Mucoromycetes, Mucorales, Mucoraceae. The transcript is spliced from 9 exons. Gene Ontology annotation, biological process: protein import into nucleus. Gene Ontology annotation, molecular function: small GTPase binding; nuclear import signal receptor activity. The record is from RefSeq and is a predicted model, not a curated record. The coding region runs from base 18 to 3161 and encodes 1047 amino acids.